CAAUAGGCGAAUAUGAAGACCUUCGGGCAGAGAACCAGAAAACAAAGGAGAAGUGUGACAAAAUUAGGCAAGAACGAGAUGAAGCUGUUAAAAAACUGGAAGAGUUUCAGAAAAUCUCUCACAUGGUUAUAGAGGAAGUGAAUUUCAUGCAGAACCAUCUCGAGAUAGAGAAGACGUGUCGAGAGAGUGCUGAGGCCUUGGCAACCAAGCUAAACAAAGAAAAUAAAACACUGAAAAGAAUCAGCAUGUUAUACAUGGCCAAACUGGGACCAGAUGUAAUAACGGAAGAGAUAAACAUUGACGACGAUCCCACCACGGACCCGGAUGGUGCAGUGGAGACCUGUGUGUCAGUUCAGUGUCAGGAGCAAAUCAAAGAACUCCGAGAUCAAAUUGUGUCUGUCCAAGAAGAAAAGAAGGUGCUAGCCAUUGAACUGGAAAAUAUCAAGAGCAAACUCGUAGAGGUGAUGGAGGAGGUAAAUAAAGUUAAGCAAGAAAAAGCUGUUUUAAAUUCAGAAGUUCUUGAGCAGAGGAAAGUCUUAGAAAAAUGCAACAGAGUGUCCAUGUUGGCAGUCGAAGAGUAUGAGGAGCUGCAGGUGAACCUGGAACUGGAGAAAGACCUUCGUAAGAAAGCAGAGUCAUUUGCACAAGAGAUGUUCAUAGAACAAAACAAGCUGAAGAGACAAAGCCACCUUCUGCUGCAGAGCGCCCUUCCUGACCAGCAGCUUUUGAAAGCAUUAGACGAGAACUCAAAACUCAUCCAGCUGCUCGAAGGAGAGAGGAUCCAGCAUAAGCAAAAGGUCAAAGAGUUAGAGGAGCAGCUGGAGAAUGAAGCACUACACAAAGAGAUCCAUAACCUCAGACAGCAGCUGGAGCUUCUGGAAGAAGACAAGAGAGAGCUGGAACAGAAAUACCAGAGCUCAGAGGAGAAGGCCAGAAACCUGAAGCAUUCGGGUGAUAGACAAUCCCUCAUGUCCAUGAUCCGGAAACGAUCUCAUCCCAGUGGCAGCGGUGCUAAGAAAGAAAAGGCAACUCAGCCAGAAGCAGCUGAAGAAGUCACAGACCUGAAGAGACAAGCAGUGGAGGAGAUGAUGGACAGAAUCAAAAAGGGAGUUCAUCUCAGACCAGUUAGCCAGACUGCCAGCCCCAAGGCAAAGCCAGACUCCUUAAAGGGCUCCGAGAGCGCAGUGGACGAGCUGAGGGGAAUACUGGGGACACUUAACAAAUCCACUAGUUCGAGAAGCUUAAAAUCCCUUGGCCCAGAGAACAGUGAAACUGAGUUAGAGAGGAUUUUACGUCGCAGAAAGGUGACGGCAGAAGCAGAUAGCAGUAGUCCUACCGGGAUAUUAGCCACCUCAGAGUCCAAAUCCAUGCCAGUGUUGGGUUCUGUAUCCAGUGUAACAAAAACAGCCUUGAACAAGAAAACUCUGGAGGCAGAAUUCAACAGCCCGUGUCCCCUAACACCUGAGCCAGGUGAAGGGCCCCGUAAAUUGGAAGGAUGCACGAAUCCCAAGGUUACGUUUCAGCCUCCCAGUAAAGGUGGAUACAGGAGACAAGGUGUGGGCAGUGAGAAGCCAGCUGAGCCAGUUGUAGUUCUAGAUCCUGUUUCCACACAUGAACCCCAAACCAAAGACCAGCCUGUUGGAAAAGACCAGACUGAAGGUGAGGAGGAAGGAGGUGACACGCAGCCAGAACCGGAAGAAGACAGCGGUGGGAAAAGGGGAGAGAUGGACAGUUCCCACUGCUGAUCUGAAGCCAGGGGCCGGCAUGUUUGGAGUCCUUACUGUUAAUUAAGCGUGUGGUUCAUUUGGGUGCACUGUCAAUGAGGCCUGUUGGACAUUCCUUUGCUCUGGCCACACACUUCUUUGCUGGUGUCACUUUGUAAGUAGUAAUUAUAAACAUAAGUAAGCCGUUUAGCAAAAUGCGUCUCCUGGGGUAGUUUUUGAUCUUUGUAGGGGUGAGGGUUCUUUCUGGUUUCUAUAUGAAGUUUGACUUCCUCGGGAAGGUAGCAGGAAACUCAGAUGUUGUCUUGGUAGGGAAAGUGCAGACUGUUCUUCAAAUUUAGUUAGUCAUGCUGAAAUUCAAGGUGGGUUGCCAACAAUUGGAUAAAUGGAGGCCACCAAACUUAAAAAUGACCUUAAGAGGCAAAUGGGGGCCACAGAACUUAAAAAAUGGCCUAAGAGGCACCCUUUAACCCAAGCCUUCUAUGUGCAGCCCCAGGACCAGGGAGAGUGAGGCAGGAGGAUUACUGGAGCCUGGACAUCAGUUUAGGUCACAUUGCAAGACUCCAUCUAAGGAAAAGUUCCCAAAGCAGCCUCUUGUUUGGGUCUGGUCUUUUGAUGGGGAAACUGAAACAGGCAGGGAGUGGGUCCGGCAGCACCCCAUUUUGUAGGAUGCACUGAGACCACCCACAGUGUAGAGCAGCAGAGGUGGCGCCAAGCUUCCAGGUCUCUGAGCUGUCGCUUUGGGAAAAACAUGCCGGUGUCCAAGGCUUGCCAAGGGCUUCAGGAGUAAUGAAUGAUCCAGGUGCUGAAUAGAGGACUGAAAGACAAGUCCAAACCUUGAAUUUCAAAGGAACACCUUUAGUAAACCAGAUUUUCUGUCCCAUGCGUUAACUGUGUUUUCCCCAUACACUCUUGUGGCACAAGUACCGUAUUUUACUCCAGUCCUUACGCACAGUGACGACAAGUGACAAGCACACAUUUUUUUAUCGACAAGCACACAUUUUUUUUCUUGCUUCACUGUCGUUCUAUAUUACAGGGGUCUUUUUGUUUUGUUUUGUUUUUUUCCCUAGAGGAAAUUAAGUGGCAGUUUCUAAAAAUACAAUGUUUCAGACUACCACAGUGAAUAAAUAGAAAUGUAAUCAGGGAAUUAAAAAAAAAAAAAAACAACUUAUGCAGGUUUUCAAAGUUGAUUGUUUUCAAAAUUGGUGUUUAUUUAAAAUAAGUGGUAAUGUACUUGAAUGCACUUUUUAUGAUAAUGAUUCAGUAAUGGUAAUUUUACUAUUAAAGAAAGUGAAAGGCUUAGUUUUGUUAGCAUGACUCAGCAUGUAGCUGUCAGGUGCUCUGCACCUCAGGGCAAAAGAAAAUGAUAGUAACAAUUGCAGUAGUUGUGUCCUAUUGUAUUUUUGCACGUGUGUGCUGCUAGCGUAGGUUUGGGGAGGUGGGGAGGCAGGUGAGAACACUUCCUCAAGUUGAAGACAAUUCUCUUUCAGUAGGUUCAUUAGGCUUGACUGUUUCCAUGUUCCUUCAGUGCUGAUUUUACCACUCCCUGUCAGUUCAGUCACUCAUGGGGAAUUAAAAACGUGAUUCUUUUUUUUUUUUUCAACUGUGUGUUUCCAUAACUGAAUGAUAUGCUGACUGCAAGUGGAUUAAUUUGUUUAGAUGGUUUCUGUUAUGCUGUGAUUUGAACUCUCCUCAGCACAACACAUUAAAGCAGACACAACAAUAUAUCA
Cricetulus griseus (Chinese hamster) is the source of this 3451-nucleotide messenger RNA. The record is from RefSeq and is a predicted model, not a curated record. NCBI's taxonomy places the organism in Eukaryota, Metazoa, Chordata, Mammalia, Rodentia, Cricetidae.